Molecule: messenger RNA, 2701 nt
Organism: Alnus glutinosa
Lineage: Eukaryota; Viridiplantae; Streptophyta; Magnoliopsida; Fagales; Betulaceae
Product: G-type lectin S-receptor-like serine/threonine-protein kinase At4g03230
Exons: 7
Coding region: 140-2533 (797 amino acids)
Biological process (GO): recognition of pollen; protein phosphorylation
Molecular function (GO): protein serine/threonine kinase activity; ATP binding
Source: RefSeq, a predicted model, not a curated record
GAAAGUUGUUGAUCAGGAAGCUUCGUCGUUAAAAAGCAUGGGGGUAUAGAACCAGAAUGCUUUGCAACGAGAUGAUAAUAGCAUGCAUCCUCAAUCAGUAUGGUUGAAAUGAUAGAAAAUUUCAGUUAAAUUAUUCGUAAUGGUAAGCCAUAGAAGAAAAAUCAACUGCAUAUUGUCUGCAAGUUGCUUGCUUUCUUCCAUCUUUUCCUUGUACAUCCUCUUGUUGUGUUUCUGUCGUGUGGAUUGCUAUGCUAGAGAUACUUUGAAGCAGGGCGACUGGAUUACUGACAAUGGAACAGCCCUUGUCUCCAGUGGAGGAACUUUUAAACUGGGAUUCUUUACCUCUAACCACAAAAGGUUCGUUGGGAUAUGGUACAAACAGGAUCAACAAACAGUUGUAUGGGUUUCCAACCGAGACAGCCCAGUAGUUAACGCCACUGGAACUUUUGGAAUUGCAGAUGAUGGCAACUUCAAGAUAUCGGAUACCACAGGAAAAGAGUAUUGGUCUACAGAUAAAUCCUCGUCUACAAAUCGAACUCUGAAGCUCAUGGAUUCUGGAAACCUGGUCUUAAGCGAUGAUGAUGAUCAGUUGGCGACGAGUCUGUGGGAGAGCUUCCGAAGACCAACUCAUACAUUUCUUCCAGGUAUGAAGAUGGAUGAAAACCUGAUGUUGACUUCAUGGAUAGGUGAUGGUGACCCGGGAAUUGGGGAGUUCACGUUCAAGCAAUAUGAAGAAGAAGGGGGCCACUAUGUUAUCUCAAAACAGACAGGCGAUUAUUGGAGAAGUUGGAUGUCAGGCAAGUUCUCGAGCACAGAUGAAUUAAUGCCCUACGCCAUAGCCUACUUGUUAUCAAAUUUCAGCAAGAGCCUAAACCAGACCAAAUACCCACUUCCGCCAAAAAGCUCAGCACAACUGCUGCUGGAUUAUAAUUACACAAGGUUAGUGAUGAAUUAUAAUGGGGAAUUACAGUAUCUGAAAUGGGAUGCGGACAAGGGAAAUUGGUCUAUGAUAUGGAGGGAGCCGGAAGACAAUUGUAGCAUUUACAAUGCUUUUGGGAAAUUCGGCAGCUGCAAUAUCAGUCUCUCAGCUGCAGUAUCAGUCUCUCAGCUGAAAAUAGAGCCAAACUGUACUUCAUCCAGAGACUGCAAGGACUGGCCAAAUUCAACUUGCAAUAGAGGAACAGAUGGAAAGAAGAGGUGCCUUUGCAAUGGAAGCUUCCAAUGGGAUGGCUCAAAUUCAAAUUGUACUAAAGGUCUUGUAGCAGGUGAUUAUCCUCAGACUUCAAAAGAGCAUUCAAAAGGAAAGAUGUCGACGUUGACUCUAAUUGUUAUGAUUUCUCUAAUAGAAGUGUUUGUUCUCACAAGUGCAACAAUUGUAUGUAUAUAUUUGUGGAGAAGAAAGAUAGCCAGGAGACAAGACAACAGAAGAAGUAAUGAAAGAAAUCGAGUACUUCGCACAUUAGAUAGUGAAAGACAUCUGACAGAUUUAAUGGGCUCGGGUCAGUUCAGAGAAGAAGAUGAGAGAGGCAUAGAUGUACCUUUUUUUGAUUUGGAAGGCAUUUUAGCAGCUACAGAUAGCUUCUCAGAUGCAAACAAGCUCGGAGAGGGGGGCUAUGGGCCUGUUUACAAGGGCUUAUUUUCAGGAAGUCAAGAAAUUGCAGUAAAAAGGCUCUCAAGUGUCUCAGGACAAGGCUUACAAGAAUUUAAAAAUGAAGUGGUGUUGAUUGCAAAACUUCAACAUAGAAAUCUUGUUAGACUUCGGGGAUAUUGCAUAAAUGGAGAUGAAAAGAUUUUACUCUAUGAGUACAUGCCCAAUAAAAGCUUAGACUCAUUUAUAUUUGAUCAAAAGCGAAGCAUGUGUUUGGACUGGGAAAUGCGCAUCAACAUCAUUUUGGGAAUUGCUCGUGGGCUUCUUUAUCUUCACCACGACUCUAGAUUGAGGAUCAUUCAUAGAGAUUUGAAAACUAGCAACAUUCUUUUAGAUGAGGAGAUGAACCCCAAAAUAUCUGACUUUGGCUUGGCAAGGAUUAUUGGACGGAAAGAAACAGGGUCAAAUACAACUAGAGUAGUUGGAACUUAUGGUUAUAUGUCUCCGGAGUAUGCAUUAGAUGGACUUUUCUCAAUUAAAUCCGAUGUUUUUAGCUUUGGUGUAGUUCUACUUGAGAUUAUUAGCGGAAAAAAGAAUACAGGAUUUUAUGAGUCAGAACUAGCCAUGAGCCUUAUAGGCUAUGCAUGGAGAUUAUGGGGUGAAAUGAAGGUGUUGGAUUUAAUGGACCCGACUCUACCUGAAAUUUGCAAUGCAGAUCAGUUUGUGAAGUGCGUGAAUGUUGGACUCUUAUGCGUACAAGAAGACCCAAAAGACCGACCCACCAUGUCAAAUGUUAUUACCAUGCUUGACAGUGAAGUUGCAACAAUUCCAACUCCAAAACAGCCGGCAUUUGUUUCAUGGAGAGGCCUUUCUAGCAAAGCUACUUCUUCUAGCAAACCUGAUACAUAUACGGAAGUAACAAGUAGUACUGUAGAAGAAACAUGAUAAUGCCAGCUUAUGACAAUGGAAGUUAUCACGAGUCUGUCAUCUAUCAGACUUGCAAAAAUUCUAGUGGACCAAACAUUUGAUAUCAAUUCUAGUAGAGUAAAGCUCCUCGUAGAUACGGUGCUUACCUGAAAAAUCUCAUAUUUUGGAUCGUUGGGUUCAUCAUUC